This is a messenger RNA of Penicillium oxalicum, 2700 nucleotides long. Its product is annotated as putative PHD finger and SET domain protein. The record is from RefSeq and is a predicted model, not a curated record. NCBI's taxonomy places the organism in Eukaryota, Fungi, Ascomycota, Eurotiomycetes, Eurotiales, Aspergillaceae. Bases 1 to 2700 code for a protein of 899 amino acids. The transcript is spliced from 2 exons. Gene Ontology annotation, molecular function: protein binding.
AUGACAGAUACCUCCUCCCUCGCCAUCACGCACGCCAUCACGGAUUCAUAUCCGGGCUCCGUCCCUGCUCCUCUGGGCUCUCCGAUCGCGAAUGGGGCGAUUUCCGACUCGGUUGCGCCCGAUGAAGAGGAGCCUUACACGAUCAAAUGCAUCUGUCUUUUUGACGAAGAUGAUGGCAGCACGGUCUUUUGCGAGGGGUGCGAGACGUGGCAGCAUAUCAUCUGCUACUACCCUGACAAGAGGGUCCCAGAUGUGCACAACUGCGUGGAUUGUGAACCCCGUGCAUUGGACGCCCGUCGCGCCGUCGAGCGCCAACGUCAACGGCGGAUCCGGGAGCAGAGCGAGGAUGGUGACCGGAAGAAGCGAUCCGCCGCCAAGUCACACAAGAAAAAGGCUCGAGAGAGUGACCUCAAUGGAUUUGGACACCAUCGAAGCGAGUCUGCAGCUCGCGAGCAGCCUGUAGCCAAAAAGGCGAAAAAUGGCCACCGGUCCUCCGCGUCGAUCAGCACCCCUGCCACUGUUCCGUCAUUUCCCGUCGAAUCCCGGAAGCGUCGUUCGUCUACCUCGAUCGCACCAAGUCCCACGAAAUUCCCUGUACCUUCGAUUCCUCUUUUCUCCAACGAAUUCCUUAGUCUAUACGAUCACGACAAUGAACGCGUGGAUAUGGACAGCAAUCUCUUCGUCAACGUGAGUCUGCUGGAUAGUACAGCCACUUGGGUGAAACAUCCGGAAACCUUGUCACGGGUCACGAAUGGAGGUGCCGAGAACACAUUCAAUCGGUCCGACGCCGCGCUGGACAAAUCUCGCUGGCCCGUGCUCAAGACGGACGUCGUCACGGACUCAUCCAUCGACAUCGGCGGGCGACAUCCAACGUGGAAAAUCGUCCGAACGUUGGACCCAGUACGCAAGGAUCACGUUGUGGGUGAGAUCACCGGCAAGGUUGGCGUCUUUGAUGACUAUUGCCUCGAUCCCAAGAACCGCUGGCCUGAGCUUCGUCAUCCGGAACCCUUUGUCUUCUUCAGCUCUCAUCUUCCUCUGUACAUCGACAGCCGCCACGAAGGGAGCAUUUUGCGAUACACCCGCCGAUCUUGCCGUCCGAACGUGACCAUGAAGAUUUUUAUUACCAAUGAUGUCGAAUACCACUUCUGCUUCGUGGCCAAAGAAGAUAUUCCUGCAAAUUCGGAGAUCACGGUCAUGUGGUAUCUGGAUUCACAUUUCUUCGAAUCGACAAACGGUCUCGUCAAACAACAGGAAGAUUGUGCGACGGAAGCCGCCGCGAUUUGCAUCACAAACAAACGGCAAGCGCAAGAAACCAAAGGCGAAACCCGUCACCUCCCCCCGCGAACCGAAUCGCGCUUCCACCAGUCGUGCCGGGAGCGAGACCACAAGCAUCCCGAAGACGACGAGGCUGCGCUUGAGAGUCGAUCUUCCACUGGUUCAGCACGCGGCCAUCCACACAGUCGGGACCUCAGUCCCGCCAUGACGGGACCCUCUGAACUUUCGACGCGUGAGAAGCGGAAAAUCGCGGACGCCGAGAAACAAUUUCAGCAGCUCGAGCAACAGGACACUCGGCCCGCCGUGCACAAGAAAAAGAAACGCGCCAGUGGUCCACGUGCGAUUUCCCCCGUCGUCUCCACUAACGCUCAGAUGGGGUCCAUAGGGCCUCAUCGCGGUACAGCCAAGUCAUUGCACCUCGAUACAGCGCGUUCACAUUCACCAACAACUGCUACGUCUCCUGGGCUCGUCGUGGGCGGUCGUCAUGGUACACCUCGUAGGACUUCUGGGUCCAACACACCCUUUGCCCAAUCACCUCUCAGUCGCAUCGCCUACAGUGACACGGGUAUUCAGUGUGAUCUUGCGGGGUCUGAAUACGAUGCCGUUCGCGAGGCUUCUUCUCACAUGGGACCCGCGUUUGUCCCAAGAGGCCUGAGAAUCCUCGAGCGGUUCCGGGAUGAACGUGCUCGCGCACAGGAGUUGGCUCGGCAAGAGUUGUCUUCGGCUGGUUCUGAUUCUGUUGUCUUUGGUGGAAACUAUUCUUCGCCGACGCUGUCACCUCUGACGAAGCAUGAGAAAACCGAUGCCACCGUAUCUGAGUAUGGUCCUUCGAUGUCUCCUCCUACUCUAGUGAGCCAGAAAUCGGACGAACUGCCAGGUACGACCCCACACCUCUCGCCCGAUGGUGACCCGAUGGAUAUCUGCAAGCCUGUCAUUCCUCCUCCCUGGCCAUCAACUGCCGCGCAUAAUACCCGGGUUUCUCGGCCCCUCUCCAAAUUAAUUGUUCCCACGCCUCCCCCGACCUCUCGCAACGUUCAAGGUGCCGCCAGCCCGACCUCUACUUCUCAUUCAAGCAUCUAUUCGCCUUCCGCCCUGAAUGCUGCGCCGCAUCCGGCCGCCCCCUCACAGAGUGCUCCUGCUCCUGCUCCGACUCCUGCAAAGAAGAAGCUCAGCCUUGGAGAUUAUCUGAUCCGAAGGGGAACAAUGUCCACUCCCGCCUCUGAGAGGACGCAGAGCCAGGCUUUCACUGGUGCACAGCAGUCCCCUGUGACUUCUCUGCCCGGCGAUGCUGUUGAUACGAGUGAAGGCCCACCGCUGAUUCAGCCAGCAUCCGAUGCCCCUCUAGAAUCUCAUGGAUCCCCUGAUGUUGUCAUGAAAGACGCACCAGAGCCAACCCAGCCACCUUUAUCUUCCAUACCUUCAUGA